AUGAGACUGGUACUUCCUAACCCUGGACUGGAAGACCGGAUCUUCAGCCAUGAAGAUCUGGAGAGGAUGGAAAAGGAGAAGACUGCGGACAGACCUAAGUGGGACAACAAAGCCCAGUACAUUUUAACAUGUGUGGGUUACUGUGUUGGGAUUGGCAAUGUGUGGCGGUUUCCUUACUUGUGUCAAAGUCAUGGAGGAGGUGCCUUUCUGAUCCCCUACCUGAUCCUGCUGAUAUUUGAAGGAAUGCCUCUCCUGCUACUAGAGUUUGCCAUCGGCCAGCGUCACAGGAAAGGCAGUGUGGGGGUUUGGAAGGCCAUCAACCCUUACCUGACUGGUAUUGGUAUCGCCUCCAUGCUGGUAUCUUCAAUAAUUCUAACGUACUACAAUACCUUAAUAGCCUGGAUGAUGUGGUAUUUCUUCAACUCCUUUCAAGACCCUCUGCCUUGGACCCAGUGUCCUCUCAAUGAAAAUAGAACAGAAUUCGUAUCAGAGUGUCAACGCAGCACCACUGUGGAUUAUUACUUUUACCGAGUGACCCUGAACAGCACACCCUCCAUAGCUGACUCUGGAGGACUCCAGUGGCAGAUAGUGCUGUGUCUGUUAGCUGCCUGGGCAGUCCUCUGUAUCUGCUAUAUACGGGGGAUCCGUUCUUCAGGAAAGACAAUGUACGUCACAGCCAUCCUGCCUUACAUAGUGCUGGCCAUCUUCCUGAUCCGAGGACUGACUCUCAAAGGCUCAGUGACUGGACUACAAUAUCUCUUCACACCAGAUGUAUGUUUCACAUUUUGA
Acanthochromis polyacanthus (spiny chromis) is the source of this 789-nucleotide messenger RNA. RefSeq names its product sodium-dependent neutral amino acid transporter B(0)AT1-like. NCBI's taxonomy places the organism in Eukaryota, Metazoa, Chordata, Actinopteri, Pomacentridae. Gene Ontology annotation, biological process: sodium ion transmembrane transport. The transcript has 5 exons. The coding region runs from base 1 to 789 and encodes 262 amino acids. The record is from RefSeq and is a predicted model, not a curated record. Gene Ontology annotation, cellular component: membrane.